This is a messenger RNA of Ambispora gerdemannii, 936 nucleotides long. NCBI's taxonomy places the organism in Eukaryota, Fungi, Glomeromycota, Glomeromycetes, Archaeosporales, Ambisporaceae. The record is from the annotation of a GenBank genome assembly.
AUGUCUCCUUCCGCUGCUUUAUCAAAAAUUCCACACUCAACUGAUUUAACGUCCAAGCAAUUAUCAGAGGUGCAAAAAUGGCGUGAAGAAAUUCCAAAUGGAACGACUUGGUCUUUAUUCACAACAAAUCACGUCAUUUACUUCCUCGCUCUGUACCUCAUGUCGAAAACAUGCGAACGCAUAAUAAGAAGAUACAUUAAUCCGAAUCUCUCUUUGUAUCAUGUGAAAAACUGUACAACUUAUGUCCUGGAAAUUAUCUGGACGACUAUUGCAUUAGGAUUGCAGUUAUCAUGUUAUCGAUUGAUGACACGUGAUUUUAAUUACCGUGAUUACCAAGUUGCACAAAUCAUUGGAGUUAUUCUUAUCGACUUAUAUAUUUUCGAAUUACUUUAUCGGCCUGUGAUGCGCAUUCCUUUAGUCAUGCAUCAUUUUACUACCAUCUUUCUCGUCAUUUAUGGUUCUUUUAUCGUGACAAACUGUGAAAACAUCGAUCUCUACGCACAAGCAUUGAUUCUCUUGUUCCAAGCGAGUACCGAACAAUCGACAUUUAUCGGAUUGCUUUUCUACCGAGUUUUGCGAUCGUGGUCAUCUUGGGUGCUAUUUUUCUCGGUUUUCCAAGUAUUUGCCGUUAAAUUCGGGGCGCUCAUUUGGUGCUACGUAUAUUGGGGCAAGUCAAGAACUUACGUGCUUCCAAACAAAGACCAUGAGCCUCUAAUUACCGGGUUCAAUGUGGUCUAUCCAGCUGGCGGACUAGUACUCUUUGGCACUCAAAUAUGGUCCACCUAUGUCGUUUGGAAGAUCGCAUCACGCUCGCGUCGCGAUCAACGCGAAUUAAUAAGAGCGCCGGAGAUAAAGUUGGAAGGAAGCUUCGAAAGUGAUUCUACGAAAAAUCAGUCGAUUUCCAAUUUUGAAAUGGAACAAACUAACAUGGUUUAG